Messenger RNA from Penaeus monodon (black tiger shrimp), 1462 nucleotides. Its product is annotated as ribonucleoside-diphosphate reductase subunit M2-like. Lineage: Eukaryota; Metazoa; Arthropoda; Malacostraca; Decapoda; Penaeidae. The record is from RefSeq and is a predicted model, not a curated record. Gene Ontology annotation, cellular component: cytosol. Gene Ontology annotation, molecular function: ribonucleoside-diphosphate reductase activity, thioredoxin disulfide as acceptor. Gene Ontology annotation, biological process: deoxyribonucleotide biosynthetic process.
GACUUGGCUGACUGGGAAAAGUUGAAAGAUGAAGAACGACACUUCAUUUCUCAUGUUCUUGCAUUCUUUGCAGCCUCGGAUGGCAUCGUUAAUGAAAACUUAGUCGAGAGAUUUUGCCAAGAAGUCCAAGUUCCAGAAGCGCGCUGCUUCUAUGGUUUCCAGAUUGCAAUGGAGAACAUUCACAGUGAGAUGUACAGUCUUCUGAUUGAUACAUAUGUUAAGGACCCUACUGAACAGGCAAGGUUGUUCAAUGCAAUUGAGACCCUACCAUGUGUGAGGAAGAAGGCUGACUGGGCCCUAAAGUGGAUUGCUCAUGAGACUGCCUCGUAUGCUGAAAGGAUAGUUGCCUUUGCUGCAGUAGAGGGAAUUUUCUUCAGUGGUUCAUUUGCUGCUAUUUUCUGGCUAAAGAAACGCGGUCUUAUGCCUGGUUUGACUUUCAGCAACGAAUUGAUCUCUAGGGACGAGGGGCUCCAUACUGACUUUGCAUGCCUGAUGUUCAAACAUUUGGUAAAUCGUCCUUCAAAUGAGAGAGUCCGGGAGAUUAUUCUGGAUGCUGUUAAGAUUGAGCAAGAGUUCCUGACAGAUGCCCUGCCCUGCAACCUCAUUGGCAUGAACUGUGUCCUCAUGAGGCAGUACAUUGAGUUUGUGGCUGACCGAUUGCUCUUGGAACUGGGAUCCGAGAAGAUGUUCGGUGUUGAGAAUCCCUUUGACUUCAUGGAGAAUAUUUCACUUGAGGGCAAAACCAACUUUUUUGAGAAACGUGUUGGAGAAUACCAAAAGUGUGGUGUCAUGUCAGCUCCUGAGCAAAGGCACUUUACUCUUGAUGCUGACUUUUAGAGGGGUUAUUUCUUUCAUUAUUUAUUUUCUUUUCCAUUCCUUAUUUUCCAAUUUUCUGAAUAGUAAAAAACAUUGCCAAAGGUGUAGUGUCAUGUCUUCUGUGUUUAAUGCAUACUUCUGUUCAUUCUCCAUCUCAGUCUGUUUCUAACUCUUCCUUCCUUAUCUGACCAAAUUGGUGAUGUUUUAGCUUUCAUUCUGUCAGUAACUUUCCUCCAAUAUCCUAUUUUCAAACUAUUCCUUUUUCUAAUUUUAAUUUUCAAAAGGACAGUUCUUGCUGUUUUGGAUUAAAAUGUGUGGACAGGUCUGUAUACACAUGGAAGCAAUAAUGUGUGCAAUUACAUACAUUUGCUGAAAAAGCUUUAGCCAUGUACACAUACAAGUGUAUACAUGGACACACGUGUGCUCCUAAAUCAUCCAGUAAGAUUAUAAACACCUGUGUGUGUGUGUGUAUAUAUAUAUAUAUGUAAUUAUAUACACACAUGCAUAAGCGUACAUAUGAUUUCCUUUUAUAUAAAAGGCUUCAUGUUUUAUUACUGAGAAGUGAUUUUUUAUUAAAGGUAAAAAAAAAAAGGUAUAUGCAAGAAUUUUUAUAUGAAUUUUUAUAUGAAAAAAUAAAAUAAAACCU